AUGCCUCCAAAAACUUCGAAGAAAAAACGUUUAGUGACGACCUGCCCAAAGAAGAAGAAGCCUUCAGUAGAGGUAGAAGAAGUGCUGUCCGACGUUGAGGAGCCGGCUGGCUCUCCCCAGUCGCCGUCACCUCCGACAGAUGCCCAAGAUGGUCAGCCAGAUGAUGCUGAUGUCCCUACCAUGAGUGCCCCGGAAAAGAAGAAGGCUGCUGUCAUCCUCACAGACGAGCAGGAGGUCGAAUUUGGGGAAUGGCUACGGUCCAAUCCCUUCCUUUACACGAAGCAACUUAAAGAAUAUAAAAAUACUCAAAGGAAGACCCGAGUGUGGGCCGAGAAGGCAGCUGAACUGGGGCAGAAAUCAGGUACUCUGCUGAGGACAUACUACGAAAGUGUCCGCAGCAAGGUUGGGAAAAUAACUGACACUAAAUCCGGGUCAUCCACCAAAGAUCUGACGGAGCGGGACAACUUCAUAAUAACCAACUUCGGCUUCCUCCAGACGCACAUCUCCAGGAUGCGAGGCCGUACAGCCAUUAGUUUGAAGUCCCAGCUUGCCACCACCAUCCCGGCCAGUCAGCCCCCAAGCUAA
Molecule: messenger RNA, 585 nt
Organism: Gigantopelta aegis
Lineage: Eukaryota; Metazoa; Mollusca; Gastropoda; Neomphalida; Peltospiridae
Exons: 2
Coding region: 1-585 (194 amino acids)
Source: RefSeq, a predicted model, not a curated record